CUGACCCGUUUUCCACCUGGGUCAGUUUUGUCCCAAACUCAUCGUCCCAUUCUCCUCUCUCUCACUGGUGUCUCUCGCUGGUAUCUCUCGCCGAAGCAGGUCCACCAGAUCGUCUCAACAAUCGAAGCAGCUCUUCCCCGGUGAACGUCCAUGGCCUCUCGAGACCUCUGCAUCCCUCUGAGGAAGAAACACGGCCGAUUAAUUCAGGGCAGCAUUUUAAUGGUGAAUUCUCAAUGGCUGUAGUCCAGGCUAACAAUUUACUCGAGGAUCAGAGCCAGAUUGAGUCUAGCAAUUUGAGCUUGCAUGAGUCUGGUCCAUGUGGUACUUUUGUUGGUGUUUAUGAUGGACAUGGUGGGCCGGAGACUUCAAGAUUUAUCAAUGAUCACCUCUUUCAGCAUCUCAAGAGGUUUACUUCAGAGCAGCAGUCUAUGUCUGCAGAUGUAAUACGGAAGGCAUUUCAAGCAACAGAAGAGGGUUUUCUCUCUGUUGUCACCAGACAAUGGCCUAUGAAACCACAGAUUGCAGCAGUUGGAUCUUGCUGCCUUGUUGGUGUUGUUUGUGGUGGAUUCCUUUACAUUGCUAACUUUGAUGAUUCCCGAGCUGUUUUGGGGAGAGCUGUAAAGGCAACAGGGGAGGUUCUUGCCAUUCAGUUGUCAUCAGAGCAUAAUGCAUGUAUAGAGUCUGUGAGGCAGGAACUGCAUUCUCUGCAUCCUGAUGAUUCAAAUAUUGUAGUUUUGAAGCAUAACGUAUGGCAUGUGAAGGGCCUUAUACAGGUUAUCAUUUUACUGCAUAAGUAUUUGAUAGUAGUAUUGCUUGUAGGAAUACACGUAUUAUGGCAUCUUUUGCCAUUCUACUUCCAUCUACUUUUGUUUGAUAAUAUUAUCUCUUUUUUGUGAUUAACACUGCAAAUGUAUUUUAGAAAUUCGCUAUACCAGUA
This is a messenger RNA of Ziziphus jujuba (common jujube), 937 nucleotides long. RefSeq names its product probable protein phosphatase 2C 46. The transcript is spliced from 3 exons. The coding region runs from base 234 to 896 and encodes 220 amino acids. Gene Ontology annotation, biological process: protein dephosphorylation. The record is from RefSeq and is a predicted model, not a curated record. Gene Ontology annotation, molecular function: cation binding; protein serine/threonine phosphatase activity. Lineage: Eukaryota; Viridiplantae; Streptophyta; Magnoliopsida; Rosales; Rhamnaceae.